UCCGGAGCUCCGGCUGGAAACGCCAGGGCUGUUCUAGAAAGUGUGAAGCCCGGGGCUGCGUGUUCUUGGCUGAGCCGGCGAAGCCGCUUCGCGCCAGCGGGGCAGAUUGGGCGCACUCCCUCGGGCCGCUUCAGGAGCUGCUUGGACGCCGGUUGCCGGGAGCCAGAUCGGCUCCUGCAGCUCCUUUGCCGCUGCUACACGGAGUGGUUGUUCUCCAGGGGCUCGACUGGCAAGGCGAUCACCGCACCUCCUCGGCGGUAAUCACAGAUUUCCCAUUUAUUCAAGAUGAUUCCAUGGAUACCAUCCUUGCUGUUCACCUGCAGUAUAUGCAUGUGGCACACACAAGCAGAAUUUUUCACUUCAAUAGGCCAGAUGACUGACCUGAUUUAUGCAGAAAAAGAUCUGGUACAGUCAUUAAAGUCGUAUAUUCAAGAUGAAGAAUCUAAGCUGUUAAAAAUCAAAAGUUGGGCUGAGAGGAUGGAAUCCCUAACUAUAAAAUCCAGUUCAGAUCCAGAGGGUUAUCUUGCACACCCAGUCAAUGCCUAUAAACUGGUGAAACGUCUAAACAGAGAAUGGCUGGAGCUAGAGAAUCUUGUUCUCCAGGAUUCAACCAAGGGCUUUAUUACAAAUCUCACAAUUCAGCGUCAGUUCUUCCCAAAUGAUGAAGAUGAGAUGGGAGCUGCCAAGGCAUUAAUGCGCUUGCAAGACACAUACAAGCUGGACCCAGAAACGAUUUCAAAAGGAGAAUUUCCAGGAACAAAGUACAGAUCCUUCCUCACAGUGGAUGACUGCUUUGGCAUGGGGAAAACAGCUUAUAAUGAUGGAGAUUAUUACCACACAGUGCUGUGGAUGCAGCAAGCUUUGAAACAGCACGAUGAUGCCGAAGAGGCCACUGCCACUAAAGUAGAGAUUCUGGAUUACCUCAGCUAUGCCGUAUUUCAGCUUGGUGAUAUACUCCGGGCUAUGGAGCUCACCAGGCGUCUGGUUUCCCUUGAUCCCAGUCAUGAAAGAGCAGGCAGUAACAUGCGGUACUUUGAGAUACUGCUGCAAAGAGAAAAAGAUGAUCAGAUGUUAAAUGAGACCUCAAAUGCAAUAGAAGCAACCACACAGGGUGGAAUCUAUGAAAGGCCACAGGACUACCUUCCAGAACGUGAGAUCUAUGAGGCCCUGUGCAGAGGAGAAGGUGUGAAAAUGACUCCUCGAAGACAGAAAAGGCUGUUUUGUAGGUAUCACAAUGGAAACAAAAAUCCCAACUUGCUUAUAGCACCUUUUAAAGAAGAAGAUGAAUGGGAUAGUCCACACAUUGUCAGAUACUAUGAUGUCUUAUCAGAUGAAGAAAUAGAGAAGAUUAAGGAGCUGGCAAAGCCAAAACUUGCAAGAGCUACAGUACGUGACCCCAAAACUGGCGUACUAACUGUAGCCAGCUACAGGGUAUCUAAAAGUUCAUGGCUGGAGGAAGAUGAUGAUCCUGUUGUUGCCAAGGUGAAUAAUAGAAUGGAACAAAUCACAGGGUUAACAGUGAAAACAGCUGAAUUAUUGCAGGUUGCUAAUUAUGGCAUGGGAGGACAAUAUGAGCCACACUUUGACUUUUCAAGGAAAGAUGAACCUGAUGCUUUCAAACGUUUAGGGACGGGAAAUCGAGUGGCCACUUUUUUAAACUAUAUGAGUGAUGUAGAAGCUGGAGGUGCGACAGUUUUCCCAGAUUUUGGGGCUGCAGUUUGGCCCAAAAAGGGGACUGCAGUAUUUUGGUAUAAUCUUUUCAGAAGUGGAGAGGGUGAUUACCGAACGAGGCACGCAGCAUGCCCAGUGCUAGUAGGGUGUAAAUGGGUAUCGAAUAAGUGGUUUCACGAACGAGGAAAUGAAUUUUUAAGACCUUGUGGAAGAACGGAAGUUGACUGAAACUGACCUACUUAUUAUUUUUUUCCUUUCUGCCCACUUCUUUAUAUACAGUCCAGUUCAUUUCUGAGAAAUGACUCCUACUCUGCUAUAAAAGAAUGAUGGCACUAAUUAUUUAAAGAAAAGUCAGUGUUUGUCAGUGAAAGAAAAGUGCUCUUUUCACACUUGGUGCUACAAGUCUGUUUUUGCCCACAUGUCGCCUUCUUCAGUUUCCCUGUCCUGUUCAGUUUUUGUAACAACAACAGAAAUGAUCCUUUUGUCCAUUCAGUUCCUUUGGGGCACUAUGGUCUUGUGCCUUUUAAAUAUCCAGUGUUUUAGAUGUUAAAGAUUUCUCAUUGAUUCAGUUUUCAAAUGUACAGUUUUAUUGAAUUUCUAAAAUGUGCCAUCUUUAACAAAAACAUAAAUAUUAUUUCAAAGAA
Molecule: messenger RNA, 2315 nt
Organism: Eublepharis macularius
Lineage: Eukaryota; Metazoa; Chordata; Lepidosauria; Squamata; Eublepharidae
Gene: P4HA2
Product: prolyl 4-hydroxylase subunit alpha 2
Exons: 16
Coding region: 286-1899 (537 amino acids)
Biological process (GO): peptidyl-proline hydroxylation to 4-hydroxy-L-proline
Cellular component (GO): endoplasmic reticulum
Molecular function (GO): iron ion binding; L-ascorbic acid binding; procollagen-proline 4-dioxygenase activity
Source: RefSeq, a predicted model, not a curated record